GGUUUUUAUUAAUAAAAGUGCAGGAACUUCUGGGUAAAAGAAAAUUCAUAUUUGAAGUAAGCGGUCGGAUUUAAUCUACGGUUGCCAUUACACUCAUCCCAUUUGCCCACGAAUCGUUCUGGAAAUGGGAAAGACUUCUACCUUUCCUCCGGGAAGUUCACAGUUUGAAUCAACAGAAAUACGCUGACACUUAAAUCUGUUUCCCCAUCCACCAUGAUUUUGUCAUCAUCGGUAUGUGAUUUUCUCGCUUCGUCUCUCUUAACACUAUAUUCUCAGACAUUCACUAUUUCCGUUCUUCUCCCAAGACUUCAGUCUAAUCAACCUUCACGCCUGUAUGGAGGUAAAAUUAUCGCUAACUCUAUGGAUAAAAUUUCUUCUCUAAAGUUUAAUAGUCGCUCAGCUCCAAAUUCCCCGUCUUCUGUGGAACUCAAAGUUCAUUACUGCUUUCACAAAAGCCCGCCAUAAUUGAGCAACACAAUAAGUAUUUGUGAGGGCAAUUCUCUAUAGUUACACGCGUUCUAGACGGAGUCGAGUGGCCAGCUUCGCGUCCUGGCCGAUUUACCCCGUGGAAAGAGCACUCAGGUGCCUACAGAAUACAAGGUUUAGGGGGGCCCAAGAGCCAAUCUGGAAGCAGUGGCGAAGAGAUAAUUCUGCCCCUACGAGCUAAUCAAACCCCGUUGAUUCAGCUCGUAGCAAAGUGAGUAAACAGACUUGCAGUUUCACACCCGAAUAGGGCGUAAUUAUAAUACAGACUUCCAGGGCCAUUUCCACUAAUUACCGAUAUCGGUUUGACACCGAGCGGUUUCUCAGGUCGUGGUGUUCUCCGGUCUCGGUCGUUCCCCCCUCCACAUUCACGUCUUUCCCGCCGCAACGGACAGAGGAGCCUGGCAUCUAGUGUUCAGCCAGCCCGCCUGGAACCAAGACGCACUGCGCACGACACCCUGGACUAUGACGGCGUCGGCGACAAUGCUCAUCGUCAAAGCGUCAGUAUUUGCCGCCGCGGUGAUUGGCCUCUUGGGGAACGUCGACAUGGCAGUGUCACCAGUAGACGAGUCGGGAAGUUCGUCCGCUUGGGAACUGCUACAAGUGAAUAGCAGAAGAAGUUGCACGUACGAGGGUUUGGUGUACGCAGAAGGUCAACAGGUGGUUAUUAGCGAGGAACCAUGUCUGAACUGCAGUUGUCGCCAGGGGUCUCUAGUGUGCUACCUGCAUGUAUGUCGCCCCCUACCAAAUCCACCACCGCCAGAAUGCGUUCUGGUUCAUCGCAAACAUCACUGCUGUCCAGAACUUAUCUGCAAGGAUGGAGGAACCUUAAAGAAAAAGUUGGAUGGACGAUCGGAUUUAAUACCUGGAGGGACUGACACGAAGACAGACGGCGCUUGUGUGGCCAAUGGAACUGUAUACGCGGAGGGUUCAGCGAUGCAUACGUCUGGGCUGUGCGACUACUGUUACUGUAUCAGAGGAAAUCAGCAGUGCACGCAACCACAGUGUCUUCUAUCGCUGGAGGGCUGCACACCUGGUUACAGAGCCCUCUCCUGCUGCCCAACACACUAUGACUGCAGUGAAGCCAUUGCUGCUGAUACAACAACAACAUCUACAGAACCAUCGACUUUUGUUGGAUGUGAAUUAAAUGGUCAGUUCUAUCCCGAGGGGGAAAUGGUUCAAACGGUGGCCCGAUCAAAAUGUGAGAAAUGCUACUGUUUGAAGAGCAGGAUACAGUGUGUGACUAUAGAAUGCACGCCCCCUCCGUUGGGAUGCAGUCCCGUCAUAACUUCAGGAAAAUGUUGUCCAACAAGCUACAACUGCAGUGGAGUGAGUGAACUGGAGCUAACGGAAGACAUCUUUCCGGCUCUUGACGCAGGCAACAAUCAUCUUGAAUUGUACACAGAUUCUAAGUUACCGAGCAGUGCAAUAACCAAGCGGAAACAGGUUAGUUCAGUUCGCUCAAUGCCUGGAUCACUAAUAAAAUCAAAAAAUCACUACCAGCAACAAGUCACCGGUGAAGGAAGAAGCAACCAUGAUGGCAUCAAAGGAGCUACAAACAGCACCACUACAGAAACAUCAACAGAUGAUUCAAUGACUAGUGGUACCACGGCGGACACAACUACUGAGGAAAUAAGUUCAGAGACGACUAUCACUGCCACCACGACAGAUGUCACAACCACCAGCACACUGCAGCCCACUACAGUCACUGUGCAGACCACCCCAGAGGCUUCAGGUGAUAACAAUACUCAAGAGAGAUUUCUAGUGACUCAGACAGAAGACAACCAAGUGACCACAGCCACAACUAUGAGUGAUGAAGACAAAAACCUUGCGACCAUGUUAACAGAGAUGACAUUUAUGACAUUGUUUCCUACAACAAUGAUAAUACCAGAAGAUAUGUAUGUGGCAAACAUAACAGUUCACAGCAAUGUGACCAUUGUUGAAAAAGAUGAUAAUAUCACUGCUGUGAAUGGAUCAUUACCGCCCAUACGUGCGAUUCCACCAGAGAUUGAAGCUAUCCUUAACAUCACUCGUAAAAAAGAUGAUGAUUAUGAAUACGAUUACAAUGAGCCUUCAUUACCGCCAUCUUUGCCAAACUUAAGAAUUAUUCCCUUUGUAGCAGCAGGUGCAGUUUUAGAAGAUGAUGAUGAUGAUGUGGAUAGGCCCACAUCUUAUCCUGGACAGGACAAACACAGACCAACAGACAAUCCACUGUACUACAAACUUUCACAUCCAAAUCGCUUUUCACCGCCUGUUGAAACAGAAGGUGGUUUUGUUCCACGUGAACCUAUUCUGGAUGGGCCAUACUAUGAGUCAAAAUAUGAAGUGCCGUAUCACACGACUGGGCUCAAUAUUCCUGAAGCACAUAUGUCUGUUGAUAUUACAGUUGGGACAAUUAUCCCUCCAUCAAUAACACUGCUGCCAAAGACAGACAAUGAGCACUGCCUGUCCGAUGGUCGAGAGUUUCGGCAUGGGGAGCUCAUUUCAGAGCCUGGCAUGUGUGUCACCUGUCUGUGCUACUACGGAGAGGUGCUGUGUCAGGAGGACAAGUGUCCACAUGUCAAGACUGGAUGUCGACGUCUCAAGGAGAAGGAACUUGGUGUCUGCUGUGGGCGAGUCAUCUGUGACGAUGCUGAAUCACCAACAGUAGUGUUGGAUCGAAUUGACAUUACUCCAAGUCCUCUACAGACACUGCAGCAACAGGCUGCUGCACAUCUUGGCGCCAUUGUACCUCCUAUCACAGUAGCUGAUGGUGUUGUAACUCCAGACCCCUUCAGAGAUGUAAUUCGGACAGAACAAGCUCCAGAUUUGCCAUCUCUCAUUGAGGAUAUGAUGCCAUAUCUUCUGGAGCAUCAUGCUAGCACCAGCAUUACUACUACUACCACUACCACAACAAAACCUUCUACCACGCCUAUUCAGGAGAGAAAGACUACAAGUGCCACUGUGUCUUUCACACAGACAUCCACAUUUAAUAACAGCAUUGACCCCAUUACUCAAGAUGUCCUUGGAAAAACCAGCAGUAGCAGCAACAACAAAGGAAGACCAGUGGAAAAACUACCCCACAAUACAGGCCCUGAUGACAAUCUUAACACAGAAGAAGACAAAGAUGAAGUUUCUGGUAUUUCUUUGGACAGUGUUCUUCAGUUCCUAUUUUCUGAUGAUGAGACCACUAAAACACCAUACACUGCAACACGUAGGCCUACAAUGCAGCGUCCUAGCAAUGACAGUAGUACGUCACAAAAAAUUACGUUCACAUCACACAACCUGACUGCAACACAUUCAUCUGAGAAUUUGAGUGAAGCACAAAACAAAAAGCAAUCCAAAAAUACAACCAUCAAAAUAAAUACAACACCAAACAAUCAAGAUGUCCUUAAUUUCAUGACGGGCUCGACAGCUUCCGGUAUCAAGGACAAUGUAAUACCACAGGCAGUGACGACGGUUUUGAACAAUGUCAACCCAACUGCCAGCAGUCGCGAACCUCCCCCAGGAAGGCCUCCCAAUCUUCAACACUCUCAGUUGCCAGCACCAGUGUCAGCAGACCCAGGGGCAGCAUCAGGGCUUCUGAAACUCGCAGGUUGUAACAUCUACGGUCGCAUGUACCGGGUUGGAAGAAUAAUUUCGGAACUGUCCGGUCCCUGCCUGGAGUGCAUGUGUACAGAAGUCGGGGUGCAGUGUCGACCACUUGACUGCUGAUGGCAUUAUGAUUAUGGUUCCCAACUGAUGGUCUUCAGAACUACAGAAAAUGUUAGCUAAGGAUUCAUAUUGUGCUAUCUAGAAAUGGCAUCCAUUGAAACACCAUUGACAUCCUAAAUGCAUUUAAUUAGCUUCCCUUUUAUAAUUAAAUACUUCACUAAACUUCUAACCCCAGAGCAGAACGUCUCAGCUAACCACUUUUCUUCUACAUGUACAAAUUUAUAGGCUAAAGAUUUUAAUGACAAAACAUGUUUUUUGUUUGGGAGAAAUCAAUUUAUAAACCUUAUCUGCUGAAAAGAAACAUGAUAGCAUGAACCCAAAGUUCUGUACACCCAUAUCAGCCUAAUAAGAUAAAUAUGACAAAACUGGGAUAAUGUUGCAUACUGCAUUACCCACAUUCUUACACAGUUAGAAAGUAAUAGGUGGUAUAGCAUAAGGAAAGAUAUGGAGUCAAAGGAUCUGUGAUUAUUUUAAAGGUGGCUUGUCAUUAAAACUGUUACUGCCUAUUAUCACAAAAAAAAAACACCCGUAAUGGAGAGAUAUGCCACUUUCUUGCUUAGCGGAGCAUUCUUUUGUUGGGAACCACAGAACGCAGUUUUUGUUAAGUUGUUUUCACUGUAUUAUAGUAUCAGAGACACAGAGCUUUAAAACUCACAAGGAAGGCUAUGAACACAACACAAUACUUCUCCACAAGAUGUUUGUAAACCAAACCCAAGUGAACGCUUCUGAACAAACCAUUCAAUUACGCAACAGAACGGAAAAGAGAAGCUACAAGUUUUUUCGGCAAUCCCUCACUUGAUUUUUGCAGUUUUGAAGCAGUAAUGUUUGAGGGCUCUAAAAGCUCUUUCCAUAAUUUUAAGUGUUUAUUUAUUUGAAGGUGACAGAAAAGAGGGGAACAUGGAUAUUUUAAAUUACGUACAUGGUAGGUGUAUGAUCAUAUCUUCAGAAUUCUAAACUUGAACAACACUCCCUCCCCUCCCCUGCACCAUUCAUAUGGAUACAAUAACUUGCCAAAUGCCGAAAUUAUUGCCACAGCUGUACCUCUCCACUUAUAGCUCUAUUUCAAUUAUGUGUCAUUCCAGUUUGAAGUCUCUCCACAAUUCAUAAUAUAAACUAUGCAUUUCCAUCACCAGCUGAAGAGAAAAUCAGCUACAAGCCAAAAGGAGAUUAUCGCAGAAUGAAAUUACAAUUGCAUCAAAACUCUGGGGUCACGACGGAUAAUUUACCGAUAAGACCACGAGCUUUCACUCUGCUUACAUUGUGUCAAACUUUGAUUUAUGGAAAGCGCUAAAGUUAUAAUACAUGAUAUAAGACACAAUAUCCACCUUCUUAAAAUCAGGUAAUGAUUCAAAAACUGAUUUGUAAAUAAAUUGUAAAGAACUAUAUGUACUUUUGUUCAUAAACUUUUACAAUUAGUAAGAAUAAUUUGCCAAAAAAACAAUGCAAAAUUAAUUUUAGUUCAUACACAACAAACCAUCAAUCUGCCACAAAGUAUGGAAACAGCUGAUCAAAUUCUUAAUACCACUUUCAUUCUGGAAGCCAAUGUUUUUGUAGUGGCUUAAGAACAUCUUGAGAAAAUGAACAAUUGUAAUUCCAACAUCCAUAAUUCAGUACUGUUUUGUAGCGUAAAAAUCUUGAAAUUUUCAUACGGACUAUUAACACCAGUAUUGCAUUUAAAUGGAUCAAACCUAGCAUCCAUUCUAAAUUCCAUAAAUGAAUGAUGACAAAUGACACUACAUUGAAUUUACAUUUUGUAGUUGCAAGAGAGUUUCAGAAAAAUAAUGUUCUUACAAGUAUUAAGUGAUCUGACUUUAUAAACCUGUGGUCGUCUCUCUCUCUCUCUUUUGCUUGUAGUUCUGGUUUUCUCUCAUUAAAUCAACACCUCAGUAUUUUACAUGGGCCAAGUGCAGAUGUCUUUUUUUGUGUCAAGUCUCUCUCCCAAGAGUAAGGCAGGAAAACGCAGACAACACUGCAAGAUGAAUUUGUAAGAACACUGCUAAAUCCUGCAAGUUUUAAAAUGAAUGAAAUUUGCUUUGGUAUAAAGUACUGAAACACGAUGAAAACCGAGAUCUGUUCUUUUCUGUAGAAAGGGUGGAAAAUCAGUUAAUAUGGAACAUAGUAAGUCUUAAAAUGACAACUGCACUUAGGUCUUCACACGUGACAAAUGCUCCCACCGAUCAUUACAAAACGUUAAGUUACGAUACCUCAAUUCAUCACAAAGGAAUACAAUUAUACUUUCUAUAAAUUCGAUAAACAAUGUUAAAUCAAAAUUGUACACAUUACUGCAAUUGAUAAACAUCUUUAUUUUUUUCAAACUGUGUUUCUCGAAUUUAACGAUGCAAUGCCGCCUUGUACCACUUUCAUAAAACACAAUUUUCUAGAGCAUUAGUCUACACGUAACAAUUUUAAAUUUGUCAGUAUUAAACAGUGCAUAACGUAACAUGAAAUUAAAGGUCUCGCUAUACUGGGAAAAGGGCAAUAUAAUGUUUAAGAGUAUAUUUUAUUAUCAACUUGGUUCGCAUUUUGUCUUAAAAUGACUGUACACAAUUAUAACCACCAAUUUUCAAAACUGGUAUAGAUAUUCUUAUAUUUUGGUAGAGGAUGUUGAGAAACUGAUAUUCACAUGAUUUUAGAAUUUGUAUACUUAUCAAUUGGUUCUCAUCCUCUGUUAAGACUAUACAAAAUGUCACCUUUACUCAAUCUGCUCCUGCAAAGUAUAAUUUGUAACUUGCACCGUGACAAAAAUGUGGUGAUUCAGCUGAACUAGAUGUUCAGCGGCAGAAGAAAUAAUAAACCAGAAUAAACAAGGAAAUAGCAAUUAUCGGUAGCCAUAAUGACAAUGCAGGAGGAAAAGUAGAAAGGUGUAUUGUAGUUAUUUAUAAUUUCCAAAUUCAAUUAAUGUGUAAUGUCACAGACAAAAUUUUGUUUUAUACAACAGGCUAUCUCUAACAACCUUCUGUUCAGUACUUUCUGAGUAAACAGGCAGGCAAAACUUCUAAAUUCAACUUUCAUACACUUCAACCUAUAUCAAUUACAGUCAUAUCACCAGGUGGCUAUGUUUCUAAUUAGAUGCGAAUCGCCUUAAUUAAUAUAAGAAAUCGAACUACAUUAAGAACUGAAUGUAGUUCCUGAUUACGUACGUCAAAUGUGAUUUUUUUUUCUGCAACGAAGCACAUUAAUUGUUUUCGAAAUUAUUACAAAUAUGACAUAUACAGAGUGUAUCUCAAAGGGUUGGCACAACUGUACAGGAAAAUUCAAAACACCAAAUCGAUGUUUUCUUUCCCGAAAUUUCCGUCUCAGGAUCAUUCAUGCCUAAUGGGUUUUUUUUAAACGAACUUUGUUUUAAUUCAGAGUAAUGACAGGCUUGCGACGUCAAACGGGCUUUCUGAGCAUUUGAUACGAAAUUUUGGUUCCGAGAAGGAAUGAAAUAAAAAAUUGUAUGACGUCGCGUCGGGGAACAGAAUGGUUGUAACUUGGACUUAUAUUCGUUUGAACUGUUUCUUUGUUUUAGCGUGUGUAACUCAACCAGACCUCGAAGUUGCACCUCACAAGCUGUAUGUUUUCAAAUUUGAAAAAAAAAAAAAUUCGCUUCCAUAAAGCGGCAAUAUGCAUAGAAAAAUUUGAGAUCCACGUGAAAAUCUGACAUUACAGUUUAGAUUAGUUUUAUGAGCCUCAAUGUGUUUCAUAGUCCAAAGUGACGGCUAGUUUUAAGUUAUAUGUGUUGCAUACAAUUAUGAUUAUAAUUAAGAUGAUUAUUUAUUUUAAAAUAAGUGUAUUUUCGUUGUUAAUGAUGAUAGUAUGGUUAUGGCCCAAAGAAGUCUUACAGAGGCUGGGGUGGAUUCACACCCGCAUUAUAUCACUAACUGCCUGUGAAAUACAUUUGAGUUUCUUACCUUAUAUUAAAUUUAACUGGGUGUCAUGAUUGACUAUCUGAUUAUUCCACACAUUCAUGUCAACCUCACAGUUAACAAAUCAGAUGCUCCACGAAACAAUACAAUGGGUUGCAUUUUGUAAAAUGUAUUCAAUUGUCAAAAUGGUAUUGUGUUAAAUCGAGUAGCUAGUAUUUUCUAUUGUUAUAUAUACCUCUCACUCUGAGUCUUGUAAGUAGUAGUAAUGUAAACUAAGAAUUAUAUUAAGAUUACAAUGUGAGGAAUGAAGAAAAGUGAAAGGAAUUCAAUGGUGAAUAAUAACAAUUUUAGCAUAUCCCAUGCUA
This is a messenger RNA of Zootermopsis nevadensis, 8389 nucleotides long. RefSeq lists its product as uncharacterized. NCBI's taxonomy places the organism in Eukaryota, Metazoa, Arthropoda, Insecta, Blattodea, Termopsidae. Gene Ontology annotation, cellular component: extracellular region. The record is from RefSeq and is a predicted model, not a curated record. Gene Ontology annotation, molecular function: protein binding.